Merops nubicus (carmine bee-eater) is the source of this 764-nucleotide messenger RNA. RefSeq names its product ras-related C3 botulinum toxin substrate 2 (rho family, small GTP binding protein Rac2) (gene RAC2). The transcript has 7 exons. NCBI's taxonomy places the organism in Eukaryota, Metazoa, Chordata, Aves, Coraciiformes, Meropidae. Gene Ontology annotation, molecular function: GTP binding; GTPase activity. Gene Ontology annotation, biological process: small GTPase-mediated signal transduction. The record is from RefSeq and is a predicted model, not a curated record. The coding region runs from base 129 to 764 and encodes 211 amino acids.
CACUUCCUCCCUCCCUGCAACCUGCAGCACAAGGGCUGAUACCCAAAUUUGCCCGUCUCUCCCUGCUGUUUGCCCUGGCCUGAGGUGCUCUUGCCCCAGGAGCUUUCCUCCACCACGGAUCUAGAGAGAUGCAAGCCAUCAAGUGUGUCGUGGUGGGAGAUGGAGCUGUGGGGAAAACCUGUCUCCUUAUCAGCUAUACCACCAAUGCCUUCCCAGGAGAAUACAUCCCCACUGUGUUCGAUAACUAUUCUGCCAAUGUGAUGGUCGACAGCAAGCCUGUGAAUCUGGGGCUGUGGGACACUGCUGGACAAGAGGAUUAUGACAGGCUGAGGCCACUCUCUUACCCGCAGACGGUGGGUCACCCUCCACCCUCCUCCUCCAUCCUUCCUCCCUCAGAUAUGCCUCUGGCCGAUGUCUUCCUGAUCUGCUUCUCCCUCGUCAGCCCAGCAUCUUAUGAAAACGUCCGUGCUAAGUGGUUCCCUGAGGUGAGGCACCACUGCCCCAGCACCCCCAUCAUCCUCGUGGGCACAAAGCUGGACCUUCGUGAUGACAAGGACACCAUUGAGAAGCUGAAGGAGAAGAAGCUCUCCCCCAUUACAUACCCUCAGGGCCUUGCCCUGGCCAAGGAAAUUGACUCCGUGAAGUACCUGGAAUGCUCGGCGCUGACGCAGCGUGGCCUCAAGACAGUGUUUGAUGAGGCCAUCCGAGCAGUCCUCUGUCCCCAGCCAACCCGGACGAAGAAACGGGUGUGCAGCCUCCUCUGA